AAAGUGAAUUCAAGAGGUGGGCUGGAAGAAGAUAAAAGAAAAAAGUAUUCAGUUUAGAGACGAUUCUCGGAUUUCAAACUCCACUCUUCGCCGGAAUUUGGGAUUCCAUUUCAAGUCCGGUCCUUAGGUUUUUCCCCUUUUUCCGACUUCUUACGAUUCUCGAGCGUAGAGAAACAGACAACAAUCACAUGAAAAGAUUAGGGCUUUUCAUGAGAUUAGGGAAUUGCUGAUAUUAGGGUUUUUUCGGAGGGGUUUCUUUUCUGUUCUUUUGCUUGAAUUUUAAGUUUAUUUGAGGGACGAAUUUGGGAAUUCGCUAAAUGUUAACGCCGCAGAAGAAGGCUUGGUCUGGUUGGUCGUUGACGCCAGGGAAGAAACUGGACGAGUCAAGUUCGGAUCCUAACUCCAACGGGGUUGCUGUGGGGAAAAGGAAAGCAACGGCUUUUGCUGAGCCCGUCACGCCUGAUGGGAACGCCCUAGGGUUAGAGGACGACGAAGGGGUUGCCGAGAAAGUUCAAAGACUUGAAAAUGAGCUUUUUGAAUACCAAUACAACAUGGGACUGCUUUUGAUUGAGAAAAAGGAGUGGAUGUCCAAGUAUGAAGAACUCAAUCAAGCACUGGUGGAAAUCAAGGAUGCUCUCAAGCGGGAACAAGCAGCUCAUUUAAUUGCAAUAAGUGAUGUUGAGAAGCGUGAAGAGAAUUUGAGGAAGGCCCUUGGCGUGGAGAAACAGUGUGUGAUUGAUCUUGAUAAAGCCUUACGAAACAUGCGUUCAGAAAAUGCAGAAAUAAAAUUUACUGCUGAUUCGAAGCUUUCUGAAGCAAAUGCUUUGAUUGCUAGUGUUGAAGAGAAAUCCUUGGAUGUGGAGACAAAAUUGCGUGCAGCUGAUGCAAAACUUGCUGAGGUAAGCAGAAAGACUUCGGAGAUUGAGAGGAAGUCACAGGAGUUAGAGUCCCGUGAAAAUAUGCUUCGGAGGGAACGCCUCUCCUUUAUUUCAGAGCGGGAAGAACAUGAGGCUACUUUCUCCAAACAAAGGGAGGACUUGUGGGAAUGGGAGAAAAAAUUGCAAGAUGCAGAAGAGAGGUUAGCCAAAUCUCAAAGAUACGUCAACCAGAGAGAGGAGAGAGCAAAUGAGAAUGAUAGACUCUUUAAGCUAAAGGAGAAGGAUCUUGAAGUGACACAAAAGAAAAUUGAUGCCGCCAACCAAACUUUGAAGGAGAAAGAAGAUGAUAUAAACAGCAGGCUUACAAAUUUAACUUUGAAAGAAAAGGAAUGGGAUGCUGUGAAGAAGAAGUUAGAGAUGAAGGAGGAGGAGUUACUUGUCAUCGAAGAAAAUUUGAAUGCUAGAGAGAAGGCUGAGAUUCAGAAGCUCAUGGAUGAACAUAAUGCCAUUCUGGAUGAGAAGAAGCGUGAAUUUGACCUGGAAAUUGAUGAAAAGAGGAAGUCCGUGGAUGCAGAUCUCAAAAGCAAGGUGAUUGAAGUUGAGAAGAAGGAAGCUGAGGUCAAACACAUGCAAGAUAAGGUUUCUAAACGAGAGCAUGCAUUAGAUAAUAAAUUGGAGAAAUUAAAAGUGAAAGAACAGGAACUUGAACUAAAAGUGAAAAAUCACAAGGAAAGGGAGAAGACCGUUGUCUCUCAGGAAAAGGAUUUAGAAAUUGAGAAGCAGCAGCUGGUUGCUGAAAAGGAAGAACUUUUGAGCCUUAAGGCUGAAGUUGAGAAGAUAAGGGUGGAAAAUGAAGAACAACUUCUGAAGAUACAUGAGGAGAAGGAUAGGCUUAUGGUAACUGAAGAAGAGCGUUCUGAGUAUCUUCGAUUGCAAUCAGAGUUGAAGGAAGAAAUAGAGAAAUGCAGGCAUCGAGAAGAACUACUUUUGAAGGAAACUGAGGAUUUGAAACAGCAGAAGGAGAAUUUUGAAAGAGAAUGGGAUGAGCUAGAUGAGAAAAGAACACAAAUUGAGAAAGAGCUGAAGAAUAUCAGCCAACAGAAGGAAAAAUUUGAAAAAGAAAACCUAGCUGAAGUGGAAAGGUUAAAGAACGAGAAGCAGGUAACUGAUGACUAUAUAAAAAGGGAGCUGGAAGCUCUUGAAGUUGCCAAAGAAACGUUUUCUGCCACCAUGGAACAUGAGCAGGCAGCGAUAGCUCAGAAAGCUGAAAGUGAGAGAAGCCAAAUGCUUCAUGACCUUGAGCUUCUGAAAGGAAAACUUGAGAGUGAUAUGCAAAAUAGACUUGAGGAGAUGGAAAAGGAUUUAGGAGAGAGAAAAAAAUCAUUUGAGGAAGAAAAAGAGAGAGAACUAGACAAUAUUAACUACAUAAGAGAGGUAGCUAGGAGAGAAAUGGAAGAGUUGAAGCAAGAAAGACUCAAGAUAGAAAAAGAAAGGCAAGAAGUUAAUGCUAAUAAGAUGCAUCUGGAAGGGCAGCAAAUUGAAAUACGGAAAGACAUUGAUGACCUGGUGGAUCUCAGCAAGAAAUUGAAGGAACAAAGAGAACAACUUAUCAAGGAGAGAAACCGAUUUAUUUCAUUUGUUGAGAAAUUUAAGAGUUGCAAGAAUUGUGGUGAAAUUACGUCUGAAUUUAUGCGCUCUGAUCUACAAUCUCUACAAGAAAUAGAGAAUGAGGAAGUCUUUCCCCUUCCGACUUUGACAGAUGAUUAUAUCAGUAGAAAUGUUGGAAAUUUGGCUGCAUCUGAGAGGCAGCAGGAGAUGUCUGCACCUGUAGGCUUAGGCUCUCCAGUUUCUGAUGGAACAAUGUCAUGGCUUCGUAAAUGCACCUCAAAGAUAUUCAAAUUCUCCCCCAGUAAAGACACAGAGCCUCAUGCUAUAACAAAACUGAAUACAGAGGCCUCUCUCUCUGGUCAAAUGGAUAAUUUGGAAGGCACGUCGAAAACUGAACAUGAGCCAGAUCUAUCUUUUGCUGCUGCAGCCACAUCUUUGGAGAUUCAUGGGGUUCAAUUAAACUCCAGCCGAAGAGACGUGGAUGUUGGUCAUGACCUUUCAAUUGAGAAUCAGAGCAACAUGGAAAGUAAAGAAGUGGAAGUGCUUGGAGAUUCUCAAACUUCUGAUUUAAAUCGUGGAAAGCAGGUUCGCAAGAGAGGCAGGGCUGCAGCUAAAAGAACACGCUCUGUGAAGGCAGUUGUAAAAGAUGCUGAAGCUAUUCUUGGAAAAACUUUAGAAUCAAAUGAGAAUAAUUCUGGUCAUGCCAAUACUGAAAGCAGGGGUGAAUCUGGUCUCGUCGAUGGGGGGGCAUCUAGAAAUACACGGAAGCGAACUCGUGCUCAAACAUCUCAAACAGAAGACACUGAGCAAGGUGGUAAUGACAGUGAAGGACAGUCUGAUAGUGUUGUGGGAGGCCAGCGAAGAAAGAGGCAACAGAAAGUUGUUCUGGCGAUGCCUAUACCUGGCGAGAAAAGAUAUAAUCUUCGACGGCCCAAAACCGGGGUCAGAGUCUCUAAAGAUGCAGCAGGUCAAGUUAACAGUCCCAAAGCUCCCAUGUCUGUGAGUGAAAAUGGAGAUGCAAGCGAGAAUGGUGGAGCAGGCUUUCUGCAGCAGCAUAAAACAGCUGUGGAUGCUAAGGAUGAUCAUGUGGGCGCAACCAAAACCAUGGAUGUGAAUACCGCAUUAAGUGAAGAGGUGAAUGGCACACCCGAACAGGUUGGUGAGUAUGCUGAUGGAAAUGACUACAGGAGUGUGUCGCAUGGUGAAGGGCACAAUGAUGAGGGUGCGGACUACGAUGAUGAAAACGAAGAAGAUGAUCUCGAGCAUCCUGGUGAAGCCUCUAUAGGAAAGAAGCUUUGGAAUUUUUUCACGACGUAAUGAAGUGAACCAUAUUCCCGAGGUUGGCAAAUAUCAGGAAGACCCUUGAUUGUUAUCAGCUGUUUAGGUUUGCUGGUAGGAACGCGUUUUCUAGUAGUGUGUAUUAACAAUUUAUGUGUGUCAUAAUCAGGAAAACAAUUUAUUCAGGAGGGAGAUUGGGUUUUCUUCACUUUUUUUCUAGUUUCUUGUAUUUCUUUUGUAGUAGGGCUAGAUGAUUUGAUGAUGUAGCAACGAUUGGCUUCUUCAACCAUAUUGUUUGUACCAAAUAGUACGUGUGUUUUUCAUAUUGACUGGAAUUAUGGUCCGAAUUCUGUC
Molecule: messenger RNA, 4118 nt
Organism: Hibiscus syriacus
Lineage: Eukaryota; Viridiplantae; Streptophyta; Magnoliopsida; Malvales; Malvaceae
Product: protein CROWDED NUCLEI 1-like
Exons: 8
Coding region: 318-3803 (1161 amino acids)
Biological process (GO): nucleus organization
Cellular component (GO): nucleus
Source: RefSeq, a predicted model, not a curated record